AUGCAAUGGCUGGUCAGCGAUGUUGAUAGAAAAAGACUAAAGAUAUUGGAGGAUUACGCUGAUGACAACGGGAAGCAAGUUCUUCGAAAAAUGCGAAGCAAGAAGUUCCUCUGUAUGGAAGAUAUUACCGUUAUUAAGGAUGUGUUGCCGUCGGAUGCACCAGUCUUCGUGUUCUUCAAUAAGUUGACACCUUAUCUCGAGGAUAACACAUACAGAGCUUCGCCCGAAUUUAGAGCGAAAACGGAGGAGUUACGCAAACAGCAGGAGAAUAUGACGUACAAGAAACUUGUGCAGUCUGUUGACGCUAGCCAAAAGUAUGGAAAAGUCAACCACAUGGAGAAUUUCGGUGCAGAAUUGAAGGUUGUGAAUCGUCAGCUGAUGUCCAUCUUCAACGUUGUUAUUACAGUAGUAGGCGCAUUCUUUUUUGGAUUCUCUGGCGUGCAGUUCGCAUAUCCUCAUCUGCACCUCGAUCUAGCCACUCGAUUCAUUAUUGGUCUCGUCCCCGCAACAAUAGUAUUUUUCGCUGAUUUGUACUUUGUUAUCAAAAACCUAGACCAAGAUUAUUCCACUGAGGCUCAGGCAUCUACUUCUGCUGUUUUGAGCUUUAAAGAAAUGUCGAAAAAGAACGACUAG
Molecule: messenger RNA, 633 nt
Organism: Necator americanus (New World hookworm)
Lineage: Eukaryota; Metazoa; Nematoda; Chromadorea; Rhabditida; Ancylostomatidae
Exons: 4
Coding region: 1-633 (210 amino acids)
Biological process (GO): vacuolar proton-transporting V-type ATPase complex assembly
Cellular component (GO): endomembrane system
Source: RefSeq, a predicted model, not a curated record